AUGGACGACAGCGAUUCAGAUGGUCCUAACGAACAGGCUUUCGCAAUUGACGACUGCAACAACAAUGACAUUGAUCUCAGUGUUCCACCAACAUCGGGCACUGAGUACCUUCGCCGUGUGCGGCAAGAGGCGAUGGAAUAUCCCAAAGUUGUUGUAGCUGAUCUAGAUACCAGUCUAUUUAUACCUCGUCAAACAGUAAAAGUUUCAGAGCCUGGAGGCCUGUUGCCUGUGCCUGCAAAUUACAAGGCUCCCAUGUCAUGGCAGAGAUUACAAGUGGCAGAAUUUGCCAGUCUGCGGCAGAAACUGAUCCAGUUCAGAGCUUUAGUCAAACUCAAGAAGAUUGCAGUGCCAGCACCAAAGCUGCCACAUGCUACACAUGCUCAAGGCUGGUGUAAGCUCUGUUUUGGCAGACUGAAGCCAAAGUCUGAACUAUUGAAUACAUCCUCUGAGGCAGCUGGGGAACGGCCCCUCCUAGAAAGUUCUGAAAGUGAAGGGACACCACCCUUGUUACACAUUGUGGCACACAUGGAUCAGCAACUGGUAACCUGUGUGCUGGAAUACCACAUCAACUGGCUCGAGGCAACAGGUUUCACAUCCAGGCAGGGUCAGUGGUUUUAUGCCUUGCUAGCCAGUCUACAGAAGCCUCUCACCCCUGAGGUCUGUUCAUGGAUUCGACGACUGGCUCGCUUGUGUUCAAACAUUCGUGCUUCACUGGAGAGCUCCAGUGAUCCACGCCUGAAUGAGUUGAAUUUGAUCAUCUGCCUGGUUUCACGUUACUUCGAUCAGAGGGACCUGGCUGAUUCCUGGAACAGUUAA
Candidula unifasciata is the source of this 816-nucleotide messenger RNA. Lineage: Eukaryota; Metazoa; Mollusca; Gastropoda; Stylommatophora; Geomitridae. The record is from the annotation of a GenBank genome assembly.